Molecule: messenger RNA, 600 nt
Organism: Patiria miniata (bat star)
Lineage: Eukaryota; Metazoa; Echinodermata; Asteroidea; Valvatida; Asterinidae
Product: wiskott-Aldrich syndrome protein-like
Exons: 5
Coding region: 1-600 (199 amino acids)
Source: RefSeq, a predicted model, not a curated record
AUGCCCCAACAAGGCUGUUCACACCUCGCGUGUAUGACGUUGCAAUCGAAGAGUCCUGUGGGUUCGCAGUUUAGCACAACCACAAACAGCUACCUCAUGGCCAAGCUUCAUCGCCAGGAGGUCCAUGUCUUAACUCCGUAUAUACCCGACACUUUGGCAACAGCUGUGGUGCAGGUAUUUUUGGCCCAGCCUCCCAACAGCUGGAGCAAGAAAUGCUGUGGUGUGGCAUGCUUUGUCAAGGACAACAGCGUACGCUCAUACUUCAUCAGAGUCUACGAUAUUGUGAACGGAAUGAAGCUUUGGGAACAGGAAUUGUACCACCGGUUCAAGUACAUUGUCGCAGAUGACCAGCCUUUCUUCCACACUUUUAAAACAGACACAUGUUGGGCCGCCCUCGACUUCGCCGAUGAUGCUGAAGCCGGUGAUUUUGGCACUGCCAUCGAAGCUAUGUUAAGGGCCAAGAUACCGCGUAAACAGGGUAAAGAAGUUAACAUCCAGCCAUCUCCGACAAUUAACACCACCACCGCCACCACCACCACCACCAACACCGCCACCAGUAAGAAGGAAGAUAAGAAAGAAAAAGGGAAGACGAAAACGUAA